Molecule: messenger RNA, 2639 nt
Organism: Parasteatoda tepidariorum (common house spider)
Lineage: Eukaryota; Metazoa; Arthropoda; Arachnida; Araneae; Theridiidae
Source: RefSeq, a predicted model, not a curated record
UGGGGUCCUCGAAGUCAGGCAUAACUCACCAUGAUUCCAUAACACCCGGACUGAUCCAUCCCUUCUCUCCCGCAGGAACUGCCUCCACCGCCGGUUCCGGACUUGGCCCAAACCCUAGAACGGUACUUGGCCGGACUCCGGGCUGUCAUCCCCGCCGCACAAUAUGAGAGAACCCGGCAGUUGGUCGAGCAAUUUUGCAAUGAUCCAGGAUCAAAGCUACAAGCCGAAUUAAUUAAAUUUGCUGAGAAUGUAGACAACUGGGUGACGCACUUCUGGCUGGAUGAUAUGUACCUCAAGAACCCAAUCCCACUUCCGGUCAACUCCAACCCCUUCUUUCUCUUCCCCAAGCAGAACUUCCACUCAUCUUCCGACCAAUUCAGGUUCGCCGCAAAAUUCAUAUUAUAUGCACUGGAUUAUAAAAAGAAAAUAGACAGUAAAUCCUUAUCAAAAGAUGUCAUCAAAGUUAGAGGAGGUGGCAAGGAAAUUCCCUUGUGUAUGAAGACUUAUGCAAAUUUCUUCUCGAGCUACAGGAGACCAGGAGAAAACAAAGAUGAACUUUACAUGUCAGAGCAUCAAGGACCUGAUGACCCGUGGCACAUAAUCGUUGCUUGUAAAAAUCAGUUCUUUACACUGCAAGUAAAAGCAGCAAAUUCAGAUGAGAUACCAUCCGAAGAUACUCUUGCGGAACAAUUGCGUCUAGUGAGUCAAAUGGCAAAAGACAAAGAAAACAUUCAACCGCCUGUUGGCUUACUGACCACUGAAGACCGACAAACUUGGGCCAGAAUAAGAAAUAAAAUGAUGAAAAGUAAGGCUAACUUACAGAGCUUGCAGGCAAUCGAAAAUUGUCUUCUCGUUUUGUGCCUGGGAGUUUGCUCUCCCAAUGUUCCAAACUAUUCUACAAUUCGAAAAGAAUCCGCUACUCUGGACUUAACCACUAUGGCGGCUCAUUUACUUCACGGAAGCGGAACUGAUGUUGGUACGGCAAAUCGUUGGUACGAUAAAUUUCUCCAGCUUGUUGUGACCAGAGAUGGGGUUGUGGGCUUCGUAGGAGAGCACUCUGCCUCAGAAGGUAUCACCAUUGUUCGUUUCAUAGAAGGCUUUCUCGAUAUCUUGUCAUCACUUGAAAGUCAAACAAAUGGUUCUCAGCAACCUUCUUCAACACAAUCUUCGUUUCGACUACCCACACCUCUAAAUUGGGAAAUCGAUGAUGAGGUCUCCCUCUGUAUACAGGAAGCGAGUAAAAAAGUCAACAAGUUAUGCAGUGAUGUUGAUCUAUUUUGUCUUCGAUUUUCUAAGUACGGAAGGGAAUUCAUCAAAUCUCACAAGAUCAGUCCUGAUGCUUUCAUUCAAAUAGCUCUUCAGCUUACGUUCUAUAAGGUCCACCGAAAACUUGUUUCUACUUACGAAAGUGCAUCACUCCGAAGGUUUAGAGAUGGACGAGUAGAUUCUAUUAGAUCAGUAACAGCCGAAGCUCUGGAGUGGGUCAAAGUCAUGUGUGAUGCUCCACAAGUAACGGAUGAAGUUAAAGUAGAGCUGUUUAAAGCCUGUAUAAAAAAACAAGUCGAAAUAAUGUCCUAUACAGUGAAUGGAGAAGGACCAGAUAACCAUUUGUUAGCCCUCAGAGAAUUAGCAAAAUCAAAAGAUUAUCCUGACAUUCCCCUCUUUCAAGACAAAUCUUAUUGGGAGUAUUUAAAUUUCAGAUUAAGCACGAGUCAGAUAUCAGUCAGUUCCGAUAAAUACAAUAUACUUGUUGGGUAUGGCCCCGUUGUUCCAGAUGGUUACGGCUGCUGCUACCUUCCAUUUUCGAAUCGCAUUGACUUUUGUAUUUCCUCCUUCUUCAGUUCAAAAGAAACCAGUUCGGACUUUUUUGCCCACAGUUUGGAAGGAAGUCUUCUACACAUGGAGGAAUUGUGUCUCAAGAUUGCACAAAUGGAGCAACAAUCGCACAACUGAAAAUCUGCAUUAGUUCUGAUAAAUAGUUCUAAUACGAGUUAAAAUAUGCAAAUAUGUAUUGUCAGUUACAUUUUUAUAGUUAUUAGGCUGUUUAUUAGUUCAGUGUUUGGUAGAAAAAGUCAAUUAUUUAAGUUUUUAAUUCUUAGUCAGGAUUCACACUUAGGGAAGAAGCGGUAAGCGAGACGAUAACGGAAGGUGGUCUCGAUUAUAAAGGCGUGCGCAUUGAUGAUGUGCGCAUGCUAAUGCAAACGUAUAGGAAUCCGCCUUCUAUAUUCUUCUCGCUUCCUUCUAGCUCCGUGAGUGUGCAAUUUAAUACUUUUUACUGACUACACGCUAAUAACAUUUCUGUAAAAACUCAUCUCUAUACUCAUAUUAAUAAGUCCAAUGACUAGAAAAUACACAUAUAUUAAAAAAAAUCAAUCAAAAUGUUUUUUUUUACUUAAUUUCCUUUUUUUUUUUUAAACGUUUAAGCAAGUAUUUUGACUAGCCCAUUUUCGCAGCUUGCAUUUAAGAAGCCUUGUAAGAGGUUUUGGUUCUUUGAUACUCUUAGUGAAAAAAAAAUCGAGAUUUAAAAGAAAAUAAAUGAAUAAUUGUGAAGUGAACAUGCAAUUUAGUUGAGUAUGAAUUGAUAUUUUGAAAUUGAUAAAUUAUUGGAAUGUCUAAUAAUAAAAUACUAUUAAUAAUUU